AUGACAGUUCAUUGGAAAGAUGAUCCCAAACCGUUAAAACAAAUCUGUCUUGUCGAUGUUGAAACUGCGCCAGACCCACGCUUGAUCACAGUUGUAUGUGGGAACCAAACUAAUCUACUGAAAGCAUUUGCAUUAUGUUGGAAAUGUUUAGCUCCGGAUAUACAUAUAGGUUUUAAUGAUUCACAAUAUGACUGGCCAUUUAUUGUGGAGAAGGCGAAAAAGUUAGGCGUUCUCGAAUGGAUGUUCAAUCAUAUGUCACUAAAACCUAUGAGACUCGAAAAGAUUACAAAAUGGCAAUAUCAAUAUAAUAUGAUAAAAAAAUUCUACCCUAAAGCUGAAAAAAGUAGUCUAGCAUAUUACUUAAAGGAGUCCGAGUAUUGUAUCAUUGAUGCUCUUAGUUGCCAGUGGUUAAUGAUUAAGCACAAUAUAAUUAAUGAGUACAGGGAGGUUGCGAGCAUAGCAUUUAUAUCAUUAUUUGAUACGCAUUAUUUUGCAAUAGGAAUGAAAGUGAGCAAUCUUUUAAGUGCUAAUGCAUGGCGGGAAGGAAUUUUAACCAGUACAAUUUCAGAGCGAAUGGAGACAGAGUCAUUCCCGGACUUUGCAUCAUUAUAUCCGAGUCUCAUUAUGACUUACAACCUCUCACCUGAUAAAAUUAUUUUAUCUCGAAAACGUGCUGAGUCUCUGAGAGAUA
Molecule: messenger RNA, 691 nt
Organism: Funneliformis geosporum
Lineage: Eukaryota; Fungi; Glomeromycota; Glomeromycetes; Glomerales; Glomeraceae
Source: the annotation of a GenBank genome assembly